AUGGCCGAAGACGAUGAAUUCCACCCCUUCAUUGAAGCUCUUCUUCCUCAUGUUCGUGCCUUUUCCUACACAUGGUUCAAUCUGCAAGCUCGGAAGCGAAAGUACUUUAAGAAGCAUGAGAAGCGGAUGUCAAAGGAUGAGGAGCGCGCCGUGAAAGACGAGUUACUUGGUGAGAAGCCCGAGAUCAAGCAGAAAUGGGCGUCCCGGCUGCUGGCCAAGCUACGCAAGGACAUCCGCCCAGAGUUCCGCGAGGACUUUGUCUUGACCAUCACUGGCAAGAAAGCCCCGUGCUGCGUCCUCUCCAACCCAGACCAGAAGGGCAAAAUCCGCAGGAUUGACUGCCUGAGACAGGCAGACAAGGUCUGGAGGCUGGACCUAGUUAUGGUCAUCUUGUUCAAAGGGAUCCCUCUUGAAAGUACUGACGGGGAGCGGCUGUACAAGUCGCCACAGUGCUCAAACCCAGGCCUCUGCGUCCAGCCACACCACAUUGGAGUCACAAUUAAAGAACUGGAUCUGUACUUGGCGUAUUUUGUUCACACUCCUGAAUCAGGACAAUCAGACAAUUCAAACCAGCAAGGAGAUGCGGACAUCAAACCACUGCCCAAUGGGCAUCUGACUUUCCAAGACUGUUUCGUGACAUCGGGUGUCUGGAAUGUCACGGAGCUGGUGAGAGUGUCACAGACUCCCGUGGCCACAGCAUCCGGUCCGAAUUUCUCUCUGGCCGACCUGGAGAGCCCCAGUUACUACAACAUCAAUCAAGUGGCUCUCGGGAGACGGUCCAUAACCUCUCCGCCUUCUAGCAGUUCCACCAAGCGCCCCAAGUCGAUAGACGACAGCGAGAUGGAGAGCCCCGUCGACGACGUCUUCUACCCCGGGACGGGGCGGUCCCCUGCAGCUGGCAGCAGCCAGUCCAGCGGGUGGCCCAACGAUGUGGACGCAGGACCGGCUUCUUUAAAGAAGUCAGGGAAGCUGGAUUUCUGCAGUGCCCUCUCCUCCCACACCACCUCCCCGAGAAUGGCUUUCACCCACCACCCGCUGCCUGUCCUAGCAGGAGUCAGACCAGGAAGCCCCCGCGCCACAGCGUCGGCCCUGCACUUCCCGUCAACCUCCAUCAUCCAACAGUCCAGCCCUUACUUCACCCACCCGACCAUCCGCUACCACCACCACCACGGCCAGGACUCGCUGAAGGAGUUCGUGCAGUUUGUGUGCUCGGAUGGCUCCGGGCAGGGCUCUGGGCAGCCUAACGGUAGCGGCCAGGGCAAAGUCACGGGGUCAUUUUUGCUGCCGCCGCCACCACCUGUGGCCAGACCUGUGCCCCUUCCAAUGCCUGAUACAAAAUCCACCAGCGCUCACCCAGAGGGCGGAGCACCGACGCCAACAUCACCCUCAUUCUCAGCGCCAGCCUCCUCCUCCUCUGCCAACCGGUUUGUCGGCAUCGGACCCCGGGACGGCAACUUUCUAAACAUCCCCCAGCAAUCUCAGUCUUGGUUCCUCUGACGGGAUCUUCAAGCGAAGAAAAAUAAUACAGAUGACGAUGAUGAUGAUAAUAAUAAUAGUAGUAGUAAUUUUUCACUCAAAGCCCCAAGAGUAAGCAUCUUCAGUCCUUAACCCGUCUCUUCACCGAGCUGCUCCUCUGGAAGGAAACGUCGUCGUCAGAGACGUCAUUGUCAGGCGGCCACGCAGCAGACGAGAAGCUUCGAAAAGGGUCGCGUCGGACUUCCCCGAUCCCAAGCAGAUUCGGCCGUUGUGUCGGUGGACGCCGUGUGGAAUCCCAGCCGCACCUGUAGAUGCCACGUAACGCUGUUUACGGUUCUGUGCGGUCGCUCUGGACAGGCCCCCGUUGAAACAGCAAAAGGGAUGGCUCUGUCUUCAUCGUGGGGGAAGGAAUUGUCUUGGCACCGACCGGCCUCAGACCUCCAGGGGGCACCCAGGUCGGCUGGGCUCUGCCGUCUUCCAGAGGGCCGCAGAGCGGGCUCGAAAGAGCGGGGUCCCUGCCCCUCUGAGCGCACAGGGUUAGGGUUAUGCUUCUUGAUCACUCGGCUGCAAUUAAAAAUCCCUGGCAAAGCUGCCAGCGGGAACAAAUUGGUCCUACCGCUCGCCAUUCAAGUGCCCAGAAGAGGUUUUAAAAGCUGGUCCGGAGGGAGGGAGGGAGGGUGUGCUGGUUCCGAGUCAGAACUGGUUGGACAGGAGAGAACUGGGUCACCCUUCGCGGUACGGCCAUCGCCACCCAAACCUAAAGGCCUUCUCUGUUAAACCGCCCUUGUUAGCUGAACGAAAGCACUGGGGGGGGGGGGCUCUCCCUUCCCCUACACCUGACAAACGUCCCGGUGGGCCGCAUCCAACCAUCCCUGCACGGAAGCCUUCCUGCGUUCUUUCCCAUUCCUGCCGCCCUUUCCGAUCCCUGGAAAGCUCGUCCCCGAGGUCGAAGGAUCGGUGUGCAGGGCUCCCCCCCCUGCAGGGGGUAAACACGGUCUUUCUGGGGUUUGGAAGGGGCCGCGAGAAGAGAGGGGGGCGUUUGAGGGCUCUCUAGUCCGUGCACAGAGCGGUCAGAUGCCACGUGGCAUCUGGCAAUUCCCGGGCUGCUUUCGCGGGGCGGCGAUUUCCCCUUCUUCCCCCUCAAUCCCCUGGUCCAUGCCACUUGCACCCCCACUCCCAAACGGCUUUUUGACAGCUCUUUUUUUGGGGGGGAAAGGUACUCUUAUAGUCCAUGACUUUUUUUUAAAGCCGGCAAAAAGCCCCUUGGGGUGUGCGUUGAGGGUGUGCCAAGGGAACCGGAGGGCGAAUGGCAACAGGCGUGGGCAGAGGGGGUGAGGAAUCCGCCCCUCCCCAUCCACCCUGUGGGGAAAGACAGCUUGAUAUCAAUAUUGACGAAAAGAUCAAAGCAAAAUCAGGGUCUGGAAGCCCCGGAGCACCCCACAGGCGGCCACGGAAGACACCGCGAGGGCAUCCUACGGGAGCCCUGCCGGUACUCCUUCUUCCGGGAGGAUUUUUUCCUGCAGCCUAGGAAUCAAAAAGUAUGACGCCAGAGUUACGGGCAAGCAUCUUCCCCGCAAACCGAGAGAAGCCCUGCAGGUGAGACACACUUCUAAAAACUGCAUCCGGCCUCCCCAGUCCAGAGUAGAUUUGGUUCAGGCGGCCAAACCAGGCAGGUCUUGUCAAAUGCUCGCCUCUUAGAGGAGAAGUCACUGUACACACACCCUUCUAAGUAUUCGCAAUUCGUAGACCCUGUGGACAUUGAUUUUAAAAUAUUGGAAAUCCAUCGCAAUGAACGAAUAAGCCCAGGGGCCCUGCUGAACGUGUGCCGUGGGCAGGUUCGUGAGGCCGGUCCAGACGUGGUUCCACGCAGCUUCUGGCCUGUUUUGGCCUGGGGGGUUGGGUGGGGGGCUGCAUUCCUUACCCCCCCGACUGCCAGUCAUUCCCUUUUGAGGUUUGGGGUGUCUUGUCGUCGACCGUCCUGACGCUUUUCCUGAUCCCUUUUCUCUGCUUUAUUUUAAUUUUUUUCUUGCCUUUAGUUGUAGCGUUUCCAUUGGUUUCCUAUACAUACAGGUGUCAACAGCGAACAAAAAGUUAAACAGAAGGGAAAGACAAAAAAGCAAAAAGAGAAAAAAAAUCCCUAAAGUUCAGUAAGCAUCAAACGCACUCUGCAAACUUCAGCACAAAAAGAAGAGAAACAAAUUCCAUAGUUAGAGAUAGCAAAGGCUGUUCUGACUGGUAGAUGAAAGAGUUUGGCCUGGCUGGCUGCACACAACGUGCUGCGCACACACCCCGGAAGGAGUCCCGCAACUGGCCCCCGCUCGCUUUCCCCUUUUCCUUUCUAAGCUGAGCACGACGCCUGCAGGGCGGAGGAGAGCCAACGCUCUUCUCUUCCUUGCGCAUUGAAGGAGGCCCCCUGGGGGUUGGAGGGGGCACUGCCGCAGAGAGCCAGUGACCAGAUUGUCCGUACGGGGCCAGGGGCCUUGGCCCGCUCCCCACCGGCCACUGUUGUCAGGAGUUACCUCCUAAGUGGUCGGGGGGGGGGAGACAGAGGCCCCCUCCCCCCCUUCGGCUCUUCUCCUUUGGGUCCCCCGGAGAGGCACCAGCCAGCAAAGGGGACUCCUGCCGGCAGAGGAGGUUCAGGGCCAGGAAUCUGCAUCCCUGUCCAAGUGCAAUGAUUUUCCUAAUCCCAGAUGGAGAAACAGGGUCGAAAGCAGGGAAUUCUGAGGGCUGUAGACCGGCCCGGUCCCUCCGCCAGCACUGGGCUCCCCACGUCACCCACCCACACGGCCGGCACGAAGGUGUCGACUUGCCCCUGAUGCUACUGCCACCAGGGGGGAGAGUCCUUCUCCCAGGGGCCCAGUCUAGAGCCACAAAGCCCUGGCGCGGGGGCUCCGAACGGGCCCUGCCUGGAGCCCCCCUGCCCUCCCAGGUCCACUCCUGCUCAGGAGGCCUGGAUCCUGCGCCUUCUAGAAGCGGCACCCAGCUGCUUCCUCCACCUCCCCCCCAACAGCCUGCCCCCAGCCCCCAUUUAAGAAGGGGAACCCAGAGGAGAGGGAGGCAGAGCCCCGCUUGGCACAGAGAGAUCGGGACCCGCGAGGACUGGAAGAGCCACGUCUGUUUCUCCAAGAGGUCCUUCCACGGCAGUGGCCAUGGAAGCGGAUCCUGGCCCGGAGCACUUAAGGAACAGACUUCUCCCCCUCCUCCAGCGCAGGCUGGCCUUUCGCCUCUUGCUCAGCUGCUGCGACCCGGAGCCACGCUAGUCGCAUCCUACAGCACUGGGGGAGCGGAGCGGCACACCUCGCAUUCUUUCAUGGGGCGUUCCCUGGCUGAGAGAGGUGACCCCCCACCCUCCCCACAAACAAGCCGUCUUGGAGCGGUGUGUCCAAAUCUCUCUUUGCUUGACAAUUCCGAGGCCAAAAAUAGGUGGGGAAAUGGGUGGGGGUGUCCAAAUUGGGGGGGGGGACUUCCCACACUAUGAAAGGCCGAAAGUCACUCUACAGUCGAGAUCUUUUCUGCUGUUGCUCUAUAUUCAGCAAGUGUAUUCUGUUAAAUUAUUGAAAAGGGAAUGAGUCAGUCAAACAGAUUUCCGUGGGCAGCCGUGUUUGUCUGAAGUAGAGGGGCUCGAUUCAUGUCCCGCUGCACCUUAAGAGGCCAACCAGAUUUCGGGAGGUCUGAACUUUAGAGAGUCCGCGCUCCCUUCGUCAGUCAAACACGUCUUUAAAAACUUUUGAGCCUUCUCAGUUUCACUGCCAGUGUUGCUCAGACUAGACUUCCUAUUUCGGAACUCGGGGUGGUGGUGGUGGGGAGGUAGGGGCGUGCCUUUGGAUCUUCGAACCAUGGGUUUGCAGGCAUUGAGAGAUGGGAGAGCUCAAAUGCACAGCCCUUCAGCACUGGAGGGGUGGAAGGAGACUGUGGCCUAAGUAUGGGGGGGGGAAAGCCUCGGGGUCCCAGCGGUGAUGGCGCCAUAACUCUUGGCACCUGCUGGCAUGUGACCAGGGGAGGGCAGCCACCAGGGGCCGGGUGGCGAGGCAGGGGCAUCUACCAGCCGGCUCAGCUCAAGCGGGGCGAGGGGCUGUACUCACAAGGCACGGAUUUGGAAGGGGUGACCCGGAGGACCUUUUAAACUUAGAGUAGUUGGAAGGUGUGGGCGGCAGAAUGGGAAAAAAAACACAGGAGCCUGUGUUUAGGAGGGGAAACUUUUUAAAAAAAA
Molecule: messenger RNA, 5686 nt
Organism: Gekko japonicus
Lineage: Eukaryota; Metazoa; Chordata; Lepidosauria; Squamata; Gekkonidae
Gene: NFIX
Product: nuclear factor I/X (CCAAT-binding transcription factor)
Exons: 11
Coding region: 1-1497 (498 amino acids)
Biological process (GO): regulation of transcription by RNA polymerase II
Cellular component (GO): nucleus
Molecular function (GO): DNA-binding transcription factor activity, RNA polymerase II-specific; RNA polymerase II cis-regulatory region sequence-specific DNA binding
Source: RefSeq, a predicted model, not a curated record